Molecule: messenger RNA, 2197 nt
Organism: Enhydra lutris kenyoni (northern sea otter)
Lineage: Eukaryota; Metazoa; Chordata; Mammalia; Carnivora; Mustelidae
Product: G protein subunit alpha L
Exons: 12
Coding region: 245-1387 (380 amino acids)
Biological process (GO): adenylate cyclase-modulating G protein-coupled receptor signaling pathway
Cellular component (GO): heterotrimeric G-protein complex
Molecular function (GO): G protein-coupled receptor binding; GTP binding; G-protein beta/gamma-subunit complex binding
Source: RefSeq, a predicted model, not a curated record
AAAAAAAAAAAGGCAUCUGUUGGGCUCCGCGCGUCUUCCUCGCAUCCUUUUUAGUUGCGAGUUUGCGGUGGGCAGAGGGAGGGAGCAGGAACGCCUGUUCCGAUCGGCAAACACCGAGAGACCAGAGCAUCUCUUUCAGCGGCAAGGAAGAGAAGCUGUCGCAGGAUCCACACACAUCUACAACUCUCUAUUGCUUUUUGUGCAAAUACCUAAGUCUGCCUGACGUCCAUCCAAGCGGGCAGGCAUGGGGUGUCUGGGCAACAGCAAGACGGCGGAAGACCAGGGCGUCGAUGAAAAAGAACGACGCGAGGCCAACAAGAAGAUCGAGAAGCAAUUGCAGAAGGAGCGUCUGGCUUAUAAAGCGACCCACCGCCUGCUGCUACUGGGGGCUGGUGAGUCUGGGAAGAGCACGAUCGUCAAACAAAUGAGGAUCCUGCAUGUCAAUGGAUUUAAUCCUGAAGAGAAGAAACAGAAAAUUCUGGACAUCCGGAAAAAUGUUAAAGAUGCCAUUGUGACAAUUGUUUCAGCGAUGAGUACUAUCAUACCUCCAGUUCCACUGGCCAACCCAGAAAACCAAUUCCGAUCAGACUAUAUCAAAAGUAUAGCUCCUAUCACUGACUUUGAAUAUUCCCAGGAAUUCUUCGAUCAUGUGAAGAAGCUCUGGGAUGAUGAAGGCGUGAAGGCGUGCUUUGAGAGGUCCAACGAGUAUCAGCUAAUCGACUGCGCACAAUACUUCCUGGAGAGAAUCGACAGUGUCAGUUUGGUGGACUACACACCCACAGACCAGGACCUUCUCAGAUGCAGAGUCCUGACAUCAGGGAUUUUCGAGACCCGAUUCCAAGUGGACAAAGUAAACUUUCACAUGUUCGACGUGGGUGGCCAGAGGGACGAGAGAAGAAAAUGGAUCCAGUGCUUUAAUGACGUCACGGCUAUCAUUUACGUGGCGGCCUGCAGCAGCUACAACAUGGUUAUUCGGGAAGAUAACAACACCAACAGGCUCCGAGAGUCCCUGGACCUCUUUGAAAGCAUCUGGAACAACAGGUGGUUACGGACCAUUUCUAUCAUCUUGUUCUUGAACAAACAGGAUAUGCUGGCAGAAAAAGUCUUGGCAGGGAAAUCAAAAAUUGAAGAUUAUUUCCCAGAGUAUGCAAAUUAUACUGUUCCUGAAGAUGCAACACCAGAUGCAGGAGAAGAUCCCAAGGUGACCCGGGCUAAGUUCUUUAUCCGAGACCUGUUUUUGAGGAUCAGCACAGCCACAGGGGAUGGCAAACAUUACUGCUACCCACACUUCACCUGCGCCGUGGACACCGAGAACAUUCGCAGGGUGUUCAACGACUGCCGUGACAUUAUCCAGAGAAUGCACCUCAAACAGUACGAACUCUUGUGAGGCAGCCCUGGCGGGGAGGAGGGAGGGGGCGCGUCUUCUCGCACCUUCUCUCUGCCCUCCCCGCCUCCCCUGGCCACCCUGCCAGGUGGAGCAUUUACUCCAGCACUGUCACCCCCAAGCCGUGGUCAAAAGUAGGCAGUUCCCAGUCUCAUCCAGCUGCCGCCUGUCCUGUUCUGUGUUCGCUCCUGUGUGACCACCAAGCCUCUGGCUACCUCUGUUCCCCUCGGGUUUGGUUUGUAGCUUUCCUCUUCACUGAGCACAACCUUCCCCAGCGUCCCCACUUGUACCCAUCUGUGUCACUGCAGACCACCGCUGUCACGCAGUGGGGUGCUGCAGUGAAGUCUGUCCGGGCGAGGGCCCCUCUUAUUCAUCCACUCAGUGCUUUAUUGAUUCAGUGGGAGCUUUAUAAAUGGGGGAGCAAUGGCCAUUUUUCCGAAUUAUCAAGCAAGGUUUGUAGAAGCAGGGGAACGAUGCGGUCAGGUGGAUAAGUGGCCUCCCUUUCGGAGCUGAGUCGGCCCAAGAGCGAGGCCAGACCUCAAGUCACAGAGUGGAGGGAAACCCUCUUUUCAGUCCUCUUUGAGUCGCUGCCGACCUCAGGCAUUACAUUGGACCUACUUGGAGCCUUUUACAUUUAGGCAGAAAACCUACCACAUCCACCGCUGUCCUGUCUCCAAAUGAUUCUCUAGACUUUGAUUAUGCUUGGACAAGAGUCUCCUUCCAUACCUUGUUGUUGUUGUUUUAUGGCUGGUUUAUUAUAACUGUACAGACCACCAAAUGUAAUAUUAUUUUAUAUAACUCCUUCAAAAGUCC